Messenger RNA from Apus apus (common swift), 4466 nucleotides. It is a transcript of the gene PPP1R15B, whose product is annotated as protein phosphatase 1 regulatory subunit 15B. Lineage: Eukaryota; Metazoa; Chordata; Aves; Apodiformes; Apodidae. Gene Ontology annotation, molecular function: protein phosphatase regulator activity. Gene Ontology annotation, biological process: response to endoplasmic reticulum stress. The record is from RefSeq and is a predicted model, not a curated record. The transcript has 2 exons. The coding region runs from base 154 to 1911 and encodes 585 amino acids. Gene Ontology annotation, cellular component: endoplasmic reticulum; protein phosphatase type 1 complex.
UGUGCGCGGGGCAGCAGCAGGAUGGGGACCGGGAGCCGCCAGGAGCCGCCCGCCGCCCGCCCCGCCGCCGCCCCGCCACGGAGCGCCGCUCCGCAGCCCCCGCCGCGCCGCUGCCAACGCUGAAGAGCCUCCUCUGCCCUUCCAGCGCCGCUCAUGGAGCCGAGCGCGCGGGAACGCGCCGGGCCCGGCCCGGGCUGGGCCCGCUUGGGCUUCGCCGCGGCCUGGCCUAAGCUGGCCGGGCCCAGCGCCGUCCCUGCCGGCGCCUCGCCUCAGGCCAGCCCGCCCUUCUCCUGGCUGCGGCUGGUGUCGCAGCUCCUGUCUCCGCUGCCCGCCCUGCUGCAGCGGCUGCUGCCCGGCCCCUCGCUCAGCUCCGCGCUCUGCCCCGCCGCCGGGCCGCGCCCCGACAAGGGCCCGCCGCCGCUGCCGCCGCUGCUGGCGAGGCCGGAGGCCUCUCUGGACUGGGCCGAGGAGGCGCGGUGGUGGUCGGAGGAAGCCCUGGAGAAGAGGGGAGAGGCUGACCCGGAGUCCCGGCUGUGGGGGAGCGCGCUGGUGCGGAGCAGCCUGCUGCCCUUCCCCGGCCCCCGCCUGGACUUGUCCGCGCUGGGCCCGCCGCAGGGCCAGGCGUGCGGCUCUGACAAGGCCCAUCUGCCGCAGCCCCUGCGAGCCGAGGACCCCGCCGAGCUCUGGCGAGGCUGCCCGGCCCGGGGCGGCCUGCCGGAGGUGGAGUUCCUCCGCAACAAGCGCUUGGCUUUCCUCCAGCCCUGGCAUUUGGCGAGCGGGAGCCUGACUGUGCCAGACCCUGACCACGGCUAUCACAGCCUGGAGGAGGAGCAGCAGCAGCAGCACAAAGGCGUUUGUCAGGAGGAGGUAGGACGACGGCGGGAGCAGCGGUGCGAUGCCGGGGAAUUGAAGCAGCCCGAGGAGCCGAGCGAGCCGGGGAGACAACCUGGAAGUGGUUCCUUGGAGCAGGAGGGGAUAAUAAGGGUUUCAGCUGAAAAGGGAGCACUUGAGGGGGAAGCUUUGACUGAAGAGGAGGGGGAUGACUCCGAAAUAGAGCAAAACCUUCCAGUUUCAGCCAGACCUGCCUGUGCGAAUAAAUUAAUAGAUUAUAUCAUAGGGGGAGUUUCCAGUGAGGAAGAGAGUGCGGAUGACGAGGAAGACUGGGAUGAUGAUGGGUUUGACAGCGAAGGGCUCCCCUCAGAUUCAGACGCUGGUAGCCAGGACGGGGAAAGGCUUCACCUCUGGAAUUCCUUCUAUAGUUUGGAUCCGUACAACCCUCAGAACUUCACAGCCACCAUUCAGACAUCUUCCAGCGAUCCGGGGAAGGAUAUGUCGGAUGUGGAGGAGGAGGAGGAAGAUUCCUCGUGGGCAGAGGAGUCUUCAGGUUCUCCCGAGCCUAGUUCUGAAGAGGAGGAUGGGUGGGACUGUUGCAGUGUGGAUGAGGCAGAAAGCUUGAAACUUUGGAACUCAUUCUGUACCUCAGAUGAUCCAUAUAAUCCUUUAAAUUUCAAGGCAGCCUUUCAAACAGCAGAGAAAAAAGGGACGCCUGAUUUAAAGGGAGCAGAGAGGCCGGGUUUGGUGGCUUCUGAAUUUACUGUCUGUCGGGUGCAGUUGGAAAAACACGACUGUGGGGUCACGAGCUUUGUGCAGCACGACAGUCUUUCUGGUGAAAAAUGUAGAACUCACACGCCGAAAAAGGUAACCUUCCUUGAAAAAGUCACUGAGUAUUACAUAAGUGGUGAGGAGGAUCGUAAAGGACCCUGGGAAGAGCUGGCACGAGAUGGAUGCAGGUUCCAGAAACGGAUCCAAGAAACAGAAGAAGCCAUAGGAUACUGCUUCACAACAGAGCAUAGACAAAGAGUAUUUAAUAGACUCCAAGAAACUUACUACAAGAGAGUUGAUCUCUUCUAGCACCUUGAAAGAUCUGUUAGUUGUGUGACCCUAUGACUGGUAAACACCUUUGAAACAAGAAGUGGCAGCUGCCUGUGCUAUUUUGAAAUGAGGAGAGAAGUGGGAUUUUAACACUUUUCUUUUUUCCCCAGCUUGAUAUUCAGCCAACAAAUAAGGCUGUGUGUCCCAUUGUGAUACCCAGACAAAAGCUUUAGAGUGGCAUCAAGGGUAAGGGUUCUAUAAUUGCAUUCCUUGUCUGCCCUCUGUGGAGAAGUGGUGACUCUUUAAGUUGGAUUUUUGCACUUUGAAAAAGCAAAACCUAUUUUGAAGGAAAUAUUUAUGGAGCUCAGAAUCCAAGUUAUUGCAGUUUUGAUUUAAAGUUUCUAGGGGUUUGUGCUGCUUCCUUGUGGUUCUCCAUUUUCUCUAACUUGUACAAAAGUCUCAAGAUUUUGUUAGCUAAUAACAUUAACUUCAGUGUGCUAAGCAGGUAAUUCCUGCCUUUUAAGAUCCCAGUUUUGCCUGUGAUCCAAGGUUUGAGUGUUGAUGUAAAGCUUUGAUGUCUUUUCAGUCUAGCUGGGGGGGCUCUGGUGCACUGCAAGCCCUUUGGGUUUAUCUUUAUUUAAAUAAUACCUUUACCCAGUACUGCUCCAGAGGGUGUUGCCUGCUUGUGUACCAACCCUCUUUGCUUUCAGGCCUCAUCCUGGUCAAUAAUUAAAGCUCAAAGGUACAUAUCAAGGUUGAUAGUUUAGGGAGCCAUGGGAACUAGUUCUUUAGCUGAUCUUAGAGCAACUUUGCUGUCAUUGAUUCUGCUUUCUGAAAAUGGAUUGAAGUGGAAGAUUCUUUGUACUUCUUGUGUUCAUUAUGUUCUGUUAACUUGUAAGGAGAAUUAUCUGACUGAAAUCUGAGGCUACACAUCACUGUGUUCUCUACCAAAAGCCAGUAUUAAUACCUCUGUGUGUCUGCAUUUGUGUUCAUCCAGUACCAAAAUAACAUUUCACAUCUGGGGGAUGAAAGUUGAGGUCCUUGGUGGAAGGAAAACACUCCUUGAUGAUGCUUCUAACUUCAAAUGUUUUGUUGUUGUUGCAGUCACAGUAAAAAAGCACUUCUGGGAUGUGUUUUGACCUGAAGGAUGUUGCAUGGUCCUUAUCCAAGCAGGUAUGAGGUCAGGCACUGGAAUCAAUCCCAGACAUCAGAGAAUUCUGUUUGCACGAAGUUGUGUGAAUAAAUUAUUUGCUGCUUGGUUCAAUGAGCUGACUAGAAUUGUUUAUUAAGAAAGAAACCUAAAGACACUUUAGAUCUGUCAUCCUGUUCAUGACUUCAGUUUUUAAUUUGAAAGAAAAUUAGAGAAGAGCAGAGCUUUGCUGAAUCUCCUGCUUAUCAAGCCAUCUUUGUGGCCAUUACCUUUAGUUGUCUGAAAAAAAUUCAGACUUUGGGCUUGUACUUUAUCCUUAUUGUAUGAAGUAUGUUCUUUACAUUUAAAAUUUUCUUUUCUCUGCUACAAGUUAAUUAUGAAAUUCAGAGGGAAUUGUCAUGGAAACCUAAAAUAGAGCUGAAACAGGCAGCCUUAUGGCCUUGGGAGCAGUGCAGCAAUGAAUUAAAAAAUGGGGUUCUCCUUUCCCACAAAAGAUAAUUUUAGUUGUGAAAUCACAAUUAAGCCUGUGAAGUAUCUUCUGAUUUUUAGCAGUUCAUUUUCCUGUAGCAGAUUUGAUAACAGGUGUUCUUUUUAGGAUGAUAAAUGUAGAAUUACAAUAGAAAAAUUUGUUGACUUGUGGUCCAAGUGUGACUGAUAAGUAAAAAUGCUGUUCAUUGCUCUGGGUAAAACAAACUACAGUCAUUUUUCCAUGACUCUCCUAGUUUCUUCAGUCUUGGGAGAACUCCUUGGUGCUUCAGUUACUCUGGACAACUCACUUGUUUUAUUGGUGCUUGUAAGAAGCUUCAGAGUGAUGUGAAUCAACACCUGCAAAUACUGACCCACUGUUUGCAGAGGCUUGGAAAAGGCCACAGCUGGAAAUGAGCAGAAAUGACAAAUUGUAUGUAAACUAGAUUAAAAACUGCAACUUCCCAAGUGCUUCUGACAUUUGAGAAAUGACUUUUUUCCAGUCUGUAGUGUGUCAACCACCCUGUUCUAACACCAAACAUACCUGCUUGGGUAAACUUUCCCUCCCUCCUCACACCUCAUGUUUUCACAGUAGCCCGUGUAAGGUGAGAGGAAGUCAACACUAAAAUCAUCACCAUAAAAAUAAUCACCAUAAAAAUAAUCUUAAAAACAAGCUAAGCUUGAUUGUCAGUUUCCCCUUAACACACCUUCAAAGGAUCCUACAAGAUGUGUCUGUGUUGUAAGUGCUUUGAGUGAGACAGUAAAAAAAAUAUAACACUUUAAAUCAAAACUGUAAUUAUCAGAUUUUAUUUUUGUAUAAUUUAGAGAAAGUUAGAAAACCUUCAACAUUGGCUUUAUACAGAUUUUAAUUGAUUUGUGUCGAGUUUGUUGGGUUUUUAUAUCUAAAGUUAUAUUUCUGUACAUAAUGAAGCUAUUCAGGACUAAUCUGUAAAUUGUAAUAAAGAUAUUUGCAAGAUAA